AUGGCGUCGCUACCAGAAACUCCUGUUUUGGAACAACAGCAGAAGGAGUCGGAGCUCUUGCACAAGGAGUACCACCUGGAGGUCCCGCCCGUGGCACAGCUGUCGUCUGGCACAGAUGCCACCGUCCCCCAACUGUUGCGGCAGGGAGUCCCGAUGUUGAAGGUGUCGGCGAAGAAGCAGAAGAGGUACUUUUUCAAGCUGGAUCCCGACCAAGGGCAGAUAGUCUGGGAGUCGAAGAAGCUGCGAUUCAUCCCUAUCGAAAACAUCAAGGAACUUCGAUGCGGCGCGGACGCGCGGUACUACAGGGCACAAUUCCAGCUCGCGCAGGAGUACGAGGACAAAUGGCUCACUAUCGUCUACGUCCUCGAUGGCGGGUACAAGACGCUGCACCUCAUCGCAGCCACACGCGAGAUCUUCCUCAUGUGGGAUGUCACCCUACGUCGCCUAUACGCAAUCCGACAGCAGCUCAUGAGCGGGCUGGGGAACGCAGACAUGCGCCAGGCUGUCUGGGAGAAGCAGUUCUGGAAGGGCGCGGAUGAGGAGCAGGACCAGCGGCUGGACUUCGACGACGUGGAGCGAUUGUGUAGGCGACUGAACAUCAAUCCUUCGAGGGAGGACUUGCUCAGGAGGUUCAGGCAAGCAGACACUCACUGCCGCGGUUACCUCGACUUUGCGGACUUCAAACUCUUUGUGAAGUCCCUCAAGGCUCGACCGGAGCUGGAUCGCCUCUUCAACAAGAUCACCAAUGGCGAUUCGAGCCUGAGGUUCCCCGCGUUCGAGCGCUUUAUGCAGUCAUCGCAAAAGUCUUCGCUCGACCGCCAAGAACUCGAGCAACUGUUCUUGCGAUAUGCCAUGCCUCCACAGGGGGAGAAGGUCCCGGGUUCCCCACCCCAGACUUCCCUGGACCUCGCCAUGCAGUCCGUUACCAUCUCUGGGCAACCAUUACCCCCCGUCGCCCCCGUCCCAACCGCAUCUACAUAUCAACCCACACUAGCGUCUCCUCCAUCAACCGCGAGCGCGGUCUCUACGUUCACCCCGCUCACCGUCGAGACCGCUGUCAUGUCCAAGAGCGGUUUCACGGCUUUCCUCCUAUCCGCUGACAACUCCGCCUUCGCCGACCAACACGGUCGAAUCUACCACGAUAUGACCCGGCCACUUCCUGAAUACUACAUCUCCUCUUCCCACAAUACCUACCUUGUCGGACAUCAGCUCGUCGGCGAGAGCACCAUCGAGGGCUACAUCCGAGCAUUGCUUCAUUCGUGCCGGAGCGUCGAGUUGGACAUCUACGACGGCGACACGCAGCCCGUCGUCUACCACGGCCGCACGCUCACGUCCAAGGUGUCCGUGCGCGAGAUCUGCACCGCGAUCUCCAAGUACGCCUUCGUCGCCUCGCCGUACCCCAUCAUCAUCUCCGCGGAGAUCCACUGCUCCGUGCCGCAGCAGGAGCAGCUCGUGGAGAUCAUGAAGGACGUCUUCGGCGACGCGCUCGUGUUCGCGCCGCCGGACGACCGCCCGAAGAUCACGGUGCUGCCCAGUCCGGAGGACCUGAGGGGCCGCGUGCUGCUCAAGGCGAAGAACCUGUACGUGUCCGAGAAGCAGGGCCUCACGGAGAAGGAGAUCAGCGUCGACGCCGAGUCCUCCACCACGGACACGUCCGCGUCCGACUCUGAGCUCGCCAACGAAGUGAAGCAGGAGUGGCGGAAGGCGCGCGAGACCGAGGUCGAGCUGAUCAAGGACCUCAAAUCGGAGUUCAAGAAGGCCAAAGGCGCCCUGAACCGCGUACGCUCCCCAAAGGCACCCCCGCCCUCGCAGCCGGCGGCGGCCGCGCAGCCCCCGAAGGUAAAGAUGUCGAUGGCGCUCAUCUCGCUGCUUGUCUACACCGUCGGCGUGAAGUGCCGCGGGCUGAACAAGAAGGAGGAGUACGCGCCGGAGCACGUCUUCUCGCUCUCGGAGAACACGGCGAACAAGCUGCUCAAACAGGGCAUGAUGGACCUGAUCAAGCACAACCGCACGCACCUCGUCAGGACGUACCCGAAGGGCACCCGCAUCGGCUCGACGAACUACGAGCCGCAUCGGUACUGGUCUGCGGGGUGCCAGCUGGUCGCGAUCAAUUGGCAGACGUUCGAUCUAGGCUACAUGAUCAACCAUGCUAUGUUCCAGCGCAACGGCCGCGCGGGCUUUGUGCUCAAGCCGCUUGCCUUGCGCACUAAUGACAAGCAGUUGCUCGCCAAGCGAACAAAGCACCUCCUCAACAUCACUAUCAUAUCCGCACAGCAGCUCCCUCGCCCCAAAGAUGCGCUUGGACGCGAGAUCAUCGACAAGUCCGUCAUCGACCCCUUCGUCGAGGUCUCGAUUCACAUCCCCGACUGGACUCAUUCGCCAUUCCUCCCUGAUUCCACCGCGGAAGCAUACGACCCGCCUAGGGCCGGCUCGACGGUCGCCGCAACGUCUGCUCGUACAGUCACGUGCAGAACGGGGGUUGUGAAAAACAACGGCUUCAAUCCGGUGUGGGAACAGCAGAUCUGCUUGCCGUUCGAUCUUGUAGGCGACAUGAAGGACCUCGUCUUCGUCCGCUUCUCUGUCAAGCAGGAGGACAAAGAAGACGACGAGCCGCUGGCGGUGUACUGUGCCAGCCUGGGCAGUCUGAACUCCGGAUACCGUCAUCUUCCUUUGCAUGACGCGCAGCUCUCCCAGUAUUUGUUCUCGACGCUCUUCGUGAAGAUCGAGGUUCAAGACGUUGCAUGA
Dichomitus squalens LYAD-421 SS1 is the source of this 2745-nucleotide messenger RNA. Its product is annotated as PLC-like phosphodiesterase. Lineage: Eukaryota; Fungi; Basidiomycota; Agaricomycetes; Polyporales; Polyporaceae. The record is from RefSeq and is a predicted model, not a curated record. The coding region runs from base 1 to 2745 and encodes 914 amino acids. Gene Ontology annotation, molecular function: phosphatidylinositol-4,5-bisphosphate phospholipase C activity; calcium ion binding. The transcript is spliced from 9 exons. Gene Ontology annotation, biological process: phosphatidylinositol-mediated signaling; lipid metabolic process.